Molecule: messenger RNA, 669 nt
Organism: Aphanomyces astaci
Lineage: Eukaryota; Oomycota; Saprolegniomycetes; Saprolegniales; Verrucalvaceae
Exons: 1
Coding region: 20-610 (196 amino acids)
Source: RefSeq, a predicted model, not a curated record
GGAGCAACAGCCAUUUGACAUGGACGGCCUGCCUACGAGCUUCCAAUCCACGAAGAAAGCGUAUUUCAACAAGAAGGUAAAGAAUCCAGGUGGGAAUGCCAGCGGUGCAACGAUGAUGACGUCGUCGACUCCAUCGCCACACUCGGCGCCUUCGUCGAACUCCAGCAAGCGAUUUCGCCAUGAUCACGGAACCCAACGUCAACCUCCCCACCAUCACACGAACAAGAACCAAUCGCAUUAUUCGCCGACAGUCGACAGUCCGAGCCGCCAUCACUCGUCCACAGCAAAUGGACGUGCCUACUUUAAACCUUCGUUUCUAGAAGAUCCGUGGGCCACACUCGUGCAGUCGCAGCAACACCCGCCGCUUCCCCCUCCUCGGCCUGCAACAUCGGCUCCGCCACUACCACCCCUCCCGCCGCUUCCCCCUGCUCGGCCUGGAAUGUCGGCUCCGCCACUGCCACCCCUCCCGCCGCUUCCUCCUCCUCGGUCUGGAAUGUCGGCUCCGCCACUGCCACCUCUCCCGCCGCGACAGCAUCACGCGCCUUCGACCUCAUCGUUGUUCCGUCCAUCCUGUCUCGAAGAUCCGUGGUCACAGUUAAUCUCGUCGUAACUGGGCCAUCCUGACACCGUUUCGUAAAAUGUUGUUAGUUUUGAAAACUCACAAAUCCA